Molecule: messenger RNA, 456 nt
Organism: Cercopithifilaria johnstoni
Lineage: Eukaryota; Metazoa; Nematoda; Chromadorea; Rhabditida; Onchocercidae
Source: the annotation of a GenBank genome assembly
AUGCAUUACACCGGUCGUAUUUUUGACUAUACUCGUUUGGGCUGCUCGCAUGUCCUGGCAAUUUAUCCCUGUAAUAAUGCUAUUUCGUUUGCUGAUCAUGCAGAAUGCUGCAUUCAGGGUUGCAUAAGAAUGGAACAGGGUAAUUGGAUGGAAGAAGAAGAUGAGUCAAUUAUUCGAAAAAGUUUUUUCCUCGGUAUAGGCUUUGGAAACAAUGGAAUUAAACCUAAGAGAAUCAUCAGCAAGUUAAGUGCAGCGAGUUUCAAAGAAAAACAAGUAGAGUGGAACAGCCGAAUGAUUGCUAAGCAGCUCCGACGUUUGGCGGAUAAUUUCGAAGCUGAGUUUCAAAACGUUUAUGAAACCACUCACCCGCAUCGCGAUAAAAAUGUCUCCGUGCAUUGCUCCAGCAUAAUUAAGUACAUUAGCAACAUGGUCAAUGGACGACAAUUUUUUAAUUAA